AUGCUAGCCGGCUCCGCAAUGGACAACAUCGACGAGGAAUAUGGCCGGCUCGUUGAACACCUUCACUACUGCACUCUGCGAAGAAGGCUCGUGGAGCAGCACGAGCCGCAGGGAACCAAGAACUCACGUCCAAGCUCGCAAGACUUGAACCCGAAGUUAACAACCAUUGCAUCGAGAAGGGGGCACCUAAGCAAGCAGGGUUUCGAAAAGGAAACCAAUCCGAUUGACCAUAUUCACAUUGUUUCGAAGCUCAUCGAGGUAUCACGAGAAGACAAGAUGCCGCUCUGUCUCACCAUCAUCGACUUGAAGAAGGCCUUCGACUCAGUUGAGAUGGGAGCGGUCGUGGAAGCCUUAAACAACCAAGGCGUCCCUACUCAGACCGGAAUUUCGUUAUUUUACAAGAAUAUCAUCAUUGACGUGAAGAGAGGGUCCGACAGGGUGACACAAUCUCACCCAAAAUAUUCACAUCCUCGAGAACGCAAUGAGAAAGCUGGAAUGGGACGACAUGGGAGUGAAGCUGAAUCUACAAAAGACGAUGUUCAUGCGGAACGGAUAGGUCUUGGAUGCCCCAUUCACGCUCAACGGAACGAACAUAUCCGAAUGCACCAGCUACGUUUAUCUGGGUCCGGAAUUGAACACGAUGAACGAUCUGACCCCGAGCUUGGCAGGAGGAGACGAGCGGCUUGGGAAGCAUAUAAGAGCAUCGAGGAUGUAAUGAAGAAGACCAAGAACACCCCGCUCUGUGCUCGCCUUUUCACAUUACGGUACUUCCUGCUUUGA
This is a messenger RNA of Necator americanus (New World hookworm), 780 nucleotides long. RefSeq lists its product as uncharacterized. NCBI's taxonomy places the organism in Eukaryota, Metazoa, Nematoda, Chromadorea, Rhabditida, Ancylostomatidae. The coding region runs from base 1 to 780 and encodes 259 amino acids. The transcript is spliced from 4 exons. The record is from RefSeq and is a predicted model, not a curated record.